AUGAAAGGCCAAGCAAAACUGAAACGUCGAAGAGCAUCUAUAGAAAGUUAUGUGAGACGAAGGAAGGCUAUAGCUGCAUGUCUAGGAAAGUCUAAGGAAGUGGGUAAAAAUUCUAGGGAAAUCUAGUUGUAGAAUGUGAAGGAAAUAAAAUUUCUUAUUUGUGUUCCUCUAAAUUCCAGUUCACUAUCGAAGUACCAUUCGUCCGCAUAACAAAAGGUCAGCAUCAGCCAAGUUCAAAUGUAGCCAACGAGUUAAAAUACGAGCCCGACCCACUACGAUACCUUGGCUUUCUACCUGGUGCUCAUCCAGCCAUUAACUUACAUAAACAGAUGUUUUAUGAACUAUUGGUUAAAAAAGGUUUAGUCUACAUGUAUGAUCAUGACUAUGACGUGGAACCCGAUUCUCCAAUCAUUAGAAGCGACGCAGAAUUAGGAAUUGACUACGGAGAGUUGAAACAGGUGUAG
Paramuricea clavata is the source of this 464-nucleotide messenger RNA. Lineage: Eukaryota; Metazoa; Cnidaria; Anthozoa; Malacalcyonacea; Plexauridae. The record is from the annotation of a GenBank genome assembly.